UGAGCAAGAGGUGAAAUGGCGCAGAAAAGAGUUAAGCUGGAACGGGAACCCUUCUCUUGUUCCAUCUGUCUGCAUCUACUGAAGGAUCCGGUGACUACUCCCUGUGGACACAGCUACUGCAUGAACUGUAUUAAAAGCCACUGGGAUGAAGAGGAUUGUAAGAACAGCUACAGCUGCCCUCAGUGCAGGAAGACGUUCACACCGAGGCCUGUCCUGCUGAAAAACACCAUGUUAGCAGUUUUAGUGGAGGAGCUGAAGAAGACUGGACUCCAAGCUGCUCCUGCUGAUCACUGCUAUGCUGGAGCUGAAGAUGUGGCCUGUGAUGUCUGCACUGGGAGAAAACUCAAAGCACACAAGUCCUGUCUGCAAUGUCUGGCUUCUUUCUGUGAGAAACACCUUCAGCCUCAUUAUGAAUCAGAGACAUUCAAGAAACACAAGCUGGUGGAGCCGUCCAAGAAGCUCCAGGAGAACGUCUGCUCUCGUCAUGAUGAGGUGAUAAAGAUGUUCUGCCGUACUGAUCAGCAGCUUAUCUGUUAUCUCUGCUCUGUGGAUGAACAUAAAGGCCACGACACAGUCUCAGCUGCAGCAGAGAGAGCUGAGAGGCAGAGAGAGCUCGAGGGGAGUCGACAAAACAUCCAGCAGAGAAUCCAGGACAGAGAGAAAGAUGUGAAGCUGCUUCAACAGCAGGCGGAGGCCAUCGAUCGCUCUGCUGAUAAAGCAGUGGAGGACAGCGAGAAGAUCUUCACUGAGCUGAUCCGUCUCCUGGAGAAAAGAAGCUCUGAUGUGAAGCAGCAGGUCAGAUCCCAGCAGAAAAGAGAAGUGAGUCGAGUCAAAGAGCUUCAGGAGAAGCUGAAGCAGGAGAUCACUGAGCUGAAGAGGAAAGACGCUGAGCUGAAGAAGCUCUCACACACAGAGGAUCACAGCCAGUUUCUACACAACUACCCCUCACUGUCACCACUCAGCCAAUCUACAUCCAGCAUCCAUAUCCAUCCUCUGAGCUGCUUUGAGGACGUGACAGCAGCCGUGUCAGAAGUCAGAGAUAAACUACAGGACGUCCUGAGAGAGAAGAGGACAAACGUCUCACUGACAGGGACUGAAGUGGACGUUUUACUGCCACCACCAGAGCCCAAGACCAGAGCUGGAUUCUUAAAAUAUUCACGUGAAAUCACACUGGAUCCAAACACAGCAAGCACACGGCUGUUAUUAUCUAAGGGGAACAGGAAAGCAACAUUCAUGUUGCAACAUCAGCCUUAUUCAGUAAUGAGACAACAACAGUCUGAGUCUAGUCACCCAGACAUAUUCACUGAUUGGUGGCAGGUCCUGAGUAGAGAGAGUCUGACUGGACGUUGUUACUGGGAGGUGAAGAGGAGAGGGAGAGGAGUUGUAGCAGUCGCAUAUAAGAAUAUCAGCAGAGCAGGGAGGUCAGAUGAAUGCGGAUUUGGACGAAAUGACAAAUCUUGGGCGUUACAUUAUAACAACAACAGUUAUACAUUUUGUUACAACAAAGUCCAAACUCCUGUCUCAGGUCCUGAGUCCUCCAGAGUAGGAGUGUACCUGGAUCACAGUGCAGGUAUUCUGUCCUUCUACAGCGUCUCUGAAACCAUGACUCUCCUCCACAGAGUCCAGACCACAUUCACUCAGCCGCUCUAUGCUGGACUUUGGUUUGAUUAUUGGUCUCCUGGAGCCUCUGCUGAGUUGUGUAAACUGAAAUAGACAGAAGUCAUUUAAGGGUUAAAUUCUGUGUUUUAACUCU
Molecule: messenger RNA, 1753 nt
Organism: Sander lucioperca (pikeperch)
Lineage: Eukaryota; Metazoa; Chordata; Actinopteri; Perciformes; Percidae
Product: tripartite motif-containing protein 16-like
Exons: 2
Coding region: 16-1713 (565 amino acids)
Molecular function (GO): zinc ion binding; protein binding
Source: RefSeq, a predicted model, not a curated record